Ornithodoros turicata is the source of this 1104-nucleotide messenger RNA. RefSeq lists its product as uncharacterized. The transcript has a single exon. The coding region runs from base 1 to 1104 and encodes 367 amino acids. The record is from RefSeq and is a predicted model, not a curated record. NCBI's taxonomy places the organism in Eukaryota, Metazoa, Arthropoda, Arachnida, Ixodida, Argasidae.
AUGCAACGAUACAUUCUUCGUCCACAUGCCGUAGUACCUGUUGAUCUUGAUCUCGGUAAGGUACUGUAUACCACCUUUCCCAACUCUCCUGUAGGUCCGCCGGAAAAGGCAUUCCUCCAAAUACUCAUCCACAAAAGAGACCGAGAUGCCCUGCGAUUCCUCUGGUAUCAAGCUAUGCCCACAGGAGUGGACGAUAAGCUGGAAAUAUGGCGAAUGACGAGAGUCACGUUCGGGACUGGUCCUAGCACAUUCAUGUUGGCGGCGACACUGAAGAAACUGCUGAGAGAGUCCGAAGUGGACUAUCCGGAAACAACAAGACUGUUGAACGAUUGUACGUAUGUCGAUGAUUUUAUAUCUGUUGCUGACUGCGAGGAAGGCGCUAUCAACGUGUACAACGAGGUGAAGAAUAUAAUGCCGAAGGGAAGCAUGAACAUGCGGAAAUGGGCCUCCAACUCAGCACGGCUGAACGCUUUGUACGUGCAGGACCCGGAGGAAGUCUCUCCCUUCGCUGGAGAUUCCCGCGUGAUAAAGGUUCUGGGAAUGAAGUGGGAUACGGAACAGGACUCCCUCUUUUACAAUGCUACCAACCUUCUCCAAGGUGGAAGGCCUGCUGUAUGGACGAAGAGGAAGGUGUUGCAGAGGGCUCAAAGCAUAUACGACCCGCUAGGUUUGAUGUCACCGUAUACGAUCGCUGCAAGGAUCUACAUGCAAAAAAUGUGGCAACAAAGAUUCACUUGGGACCAACCUAUUCCGGCGGACCUACAGGAGAGUUGGGAAAGGUGGUAUGAAGACUUACAGUACCUUACCGAGAUCAAGUUCAACAGGUAUUACGGCAUGUGGCCGAAGAAUGUACCGUUGCAUGUUUUCUGUGACGCAAGUUACAACGCGUAUGGCGCCGUAGCGUACCUGGUUAUUAAAACAUCGGACUCUUCUUCAAACGGAUCGGACGCUUCUUCAAACAGUGCUGGCAAAGGCCAGGGUAGCACCAGUCAAGAAGCAGACGCUUCCAAGGUUGGAACUCCAAGCCGCUGUUGUAGCUGUGAAAAUUUCAAGAAUGUUGAUGGACGCAUUCCCAAGCAUCAAACAGGUUUUCUUCUGGACUGA